Peronospora matthiolae is the source of this 2715-nucleotide messenger RNA. The record is from the annotation of a GenBank genome assembly. Lineage: Eukaryota; Oomycota; Peronosporomycetes; Peronosporales; Peronosporaceae.
AUGACGCCCGCUACGGGUGGUACUGUUAGACCGGACGGCAGCAUCGUGACCAAGACGGUCCGCACGACGACUUGCACCACGAAGCCUGCGGACGGCGAGCUCGUGACGACGAUCGAGGUGGAAACGACGACUGAAACGGAAUCCCCGGACGGCACGACGAGCACUACAGUGGCGACGGAGACCUGCGAAGAGACGGAGACGGAGGAGAGCAGCCUCCCAAUGACGCCCGCUACGGGUGGUACUGUUGUAAGUGUGACGGAGCAAGCUGACACUGUGCCAGGCAAGUCGGUGAAGACCGAGGUGUUCCGCUCGGAGAGACCGGACGGCAGCAUCGUGACCAAGACGGUCCGCACGACGACUUGCACCACGAAGCCUGCGGACGGCGAGCUCGUGACGACGAUCGAGGUGGAAACGACGACUGAAACGGAAUCCCCGGACGGCACGACGAGCACUACAGUGGCGACGGAGACCUGCGAAGAGACGGAGACGGAGGAGAGCAGCCUCCCAAUGACGCCCGCUACGGGUGGUACUGUUGUAAGUGUGACGGAGCAAGCUGACACUGUGCCAGGCAAGUCGGUGAAGACCGAGGUGUUCCGCUCGGAGAGACCGGACGGCAGCAUCGUGACCAAGACGGUCCGCACGACGACUUGCACCACGAAGCCUGCGGACGGCGAGCUCGUGACGACGAUCGAGGUGGAAACGACGACUGAAACGGAAUCCCCGGACGGCACGACGAGCACUACAGUGGCGACGGAGACCUGCGAAGAGACGGAGACGGAGGAGAGCAGCCUCCCAAUGACGCCCGCUACGGGUGGUACUGUUGUAAGUGUGACGGAGCAAGCUGACACUGUGCCAGGCAAGUCGGUGAAGACCGAGGUGUUCCGCUCGGAGAGACCGGACGGCAGCAUCGUGACCAAGACGGUCCGCACGACGACUUGCACCACGAAGCCUGCGGACGGCGAGCUCGUGACGACGAUCGAGGUGGAAACGACGACUGAAACGGAAUCCCCGGACGGCACGACGAGCACUACAGUGGCGACGGAGACCUGCGAAGAGACGGAGACGGAGGAGAGCAGCCUCCCAAUGACGCCCGCUACGGGUGGUACUGUUGUAAGUGUGACGGAGCAAGCUGACACUGUGCCAGGCAAGUCGGUGAAGACCGAGGUGUUCCGCUCGGAGAGACCGGACGGCAGCAUCGUGACCAAGACGGUCCGCACGACGACUUGCACCACGAAGCCUGCGGACGGCGAGCUCGUGACGACGAUCGAGGUGGAAACGACGACUGAAACGGAAUCCCCGGACGGCACGACGAGCACUACAGUGGCGACGGAGACCUGCGAAGAGACGGAGACGGAGGAGAGCAGCCUCCCAAUGACGCCCGCUACGGGUGGUACUGUUGUAAGUGUGACGGAGCAAGCUGACACUGUGCCAGGCAAGUCGGUGAAGACCGAGGUGUUCCGCUCGGAGAGACCGGACGGCAGCAUCGUGACCAAGACGGUCCGCACGACGACUUGCACCACGAAGCCUGCGGACGGCGAGCUCGUGACGACGAUCGAGGUGGAAACGACGACUGAAACGGAAUCCCCGGACGGCACGACGAGCACUACAGUGGCGACGGAGACCUGCGAAGAGACGGAGACGGAGGAGAGCAGCCUCCCAAUGACGCCCGCUACGGGUGGUACUGUUGUAAGUGUGACGGAGCAAGCUGACACUGUGCCAGGCAAGUCGGUGAAGACCGAGGUGUUCCGCUCGGAGAGACCGGACGGCAGCAUCGUGACCAAGACGGUCCGGACGACGACUUGCACCACGAAGCCUGCGGACGGCGAGCUCGUGACGACGAUCGAGGUGGAAACGACGACUGAAACGGAAUCCCCGGACGGCACGACGAGCACUACAGUGGCGACGGAGACCUGCGAAGAGACGGAGACGGAGGAGAGCAGCCUCCCAAUGACGCCCGCUACGGGUGGUACCUUCAAGAAGACGCCCGAGACGACGGAGGUGGAUGAGACGGAGGAGACCACGACCAUCACGACGGAGACGUAUGAGACGAUUGAGGAGGUGCCAACCUUCAAGAAGACGCCCGAAACGACGGAGGUGGAUGAGACGGAGGAGACCACGACCUUCACGACGGAGACGUAUGAGACGGUUGAGGAGGUGCCAACCUUCAAGAAGACGCCCGAGACGACGGAGGUGGAUGAGACGGAGGAGACCACGACCAUCACGACGGAGACGUAUGAGACGAUUGAGGAGGUGCCAACCUUCAAGAAGACGCCCGAAACGACGGAGGUGGAUGAAACGGAGGAGACCACGACGUUCACGAUGGAGACGUAUGAGACGAUUGAGGAGGUGCCAACCUUCAAAAAGACGCCCAAAACGACGGAGGUGGAUGAGACGGAGGAGACCACGACCAUCACGACGGAGACGUAUGAGACGAUUGAGGAGGUGCCAACCUUCAAGAAGACGCCCGAGACGACGGAGGUGGAUGAGACGGAGGAGACCACGACGUUCACGACGGAGACGUAUGAGACGAUUGAGGAGGUGCCAACCUUCAAGAAGACGCCCGAGACGACGGAGGUGCCAACCUUCAAGAAGACGCCCGAGACGACGGAGGUGGAUGAGACGGAGGAGACCACGACGUUCACGACGGAGACGUAUGAGACGAUUGAGGAGAGUGCCAACCUUCAAGAAGACGCCCGAGACGACGGAGGUGGAUGA